GCAAAACAAACUUCUGAGUUUCAAACAGUAAGGGCCCUUCUAUUAAUCAUUUUCAAAAGUUAUAAGACAAUUACCUAAAAGUUUCAAGCGAGCAGGAUCUGACUUUUGAUAUAGAAUACAAUCAAGCACAAGAAGCAGCAGAAACUAAUGAUGGGGAAAAUCAAGAACUACGCUAGUCUCCUUGAAGUCAACAAAUCAAAACCAAGAAAAGAAGGGUUAAAAAUUAAAAAGUCGGCAAAAACUCACAGAGGAACUUCAAAAGACUCUGAGGUUCUUCGGCUCACUCAUGAUUUCAGUGAAAAUACUAUAAUCCAAAAGAACUUGGCUGCCUUUAACGAGUUUCAAAAGUACCAACAAAGUGUAUUUAAGCAUAACUUCAAGACUACUAAAUCCCCUAAGACAUCUAGACCAAGAAACAAGAGCAACCUAAGCAUUAAUUCUAAAUAAGAUAAAAAUCUGCAAAAAUGCAGAUAAAUCUUCCAAAAACCUCCAACUCAAGGGAACCUUGGUGGUUCCUAGUGAUAAGGGCCUUCUCUCUGCAAGAUCUGUGCUGAAGAAGGAGCAGAUUUAUCGAAGCUUUAAAUCUCCAGAGAAAAGUAAAAAGUCCAAGAAGAAGAUCAAGAAGACAGAUAUUAUGAGAGCCAUCAAAGCUCAGAGCAAGAAGAAGCUCAGCCUUAAGUUAGACAAGAUACUUAACGUUUACUCUUCCAGAAGAGCGCCAAGCGCUACUUCUGACAAGAGUCAUAGUAAAUCCUGCUCUAAAAGCAGGAAGAUUCCUAAGGCGAAGGUUUGCUUAACUACUAGGACGACAAAGUCGCCCUUGAGGUUAGCUAAAUUUACUAAGAAGUCUCUGAAGUUGACUAAGAAUAGGAAAGAAAAGAAUCAGCCUAAGCAACCAAAGCAGUUUAAGACUUCAAAGGCAAGCUUGAAGUUAUCUUCACAGUUGUUUUUCGAGCUAUCAAAAUUUAAUUCUAAGUUCAACUUGAACAAGACAAUUCAGAACCAGAAGAAGCCUGCUAGAAGUAGGAAUCUGUGAGGACUUGGGGGCUCAACAGAACAACAAGUUGCCCAGAUUCAAGGAUAUAAAACUCAAAGAGGCGCCCAAAAGGAUAAAAGUGGAUUAUUAUAAGCAUGCUAACUUCCUACUUAUCCUCCGAAAAGAAAGGAUUGAACAUCCGAAAGAAGAGUUUUCAGAAGCAGCAGCUAACUACUAGGAACACCAAUAAAAAUUUGUUCCCAGAUUUUGAGAAGAUGGGCAAAAUACCUCAGGAAAAAGAAGAGAAGAAAACCAUCGAUGGAUUCAAUAUCUUCAAGACUGAAACAGGUGAAGACAAACCUGAUAAAGUAGACCCUUUUGAUUUAAUAGGACUGAACGAUGAUUUAUUCUCCUUCGAUAAACCUGGGAAUAAAAAGUCCUUCAAGAAGGUAGAGAGCAUCGUGGAUGAAGACAACAGGAACACAGCUACCGAUUGUUAUUCACCUAUUGCUAAAAGAAAAGAUAAGCAUAAGAUGAGCUGAGAGACGGGAGAGGGAACAACUCAACUUCCAAUAGGAUCUACUCCACAAUAUGACAACUAUUUGUAGUAAAAUAAUUAUGAGUUCAAACA
Moneuplotes crassus is the source of this 1607-nucleotide messenger RNA. NCBI's taxonomy places the organism in Eukaryota, Ciliophora, Spirotrichea, Euplotida, Euplotidae. The record is from the annotation of a GenBank genome assembly.